This is a messenger RNA of Cinclus cinclus, 1596 nucleotides long. Its product is annotated as solute carrier family 22 member 13-like. The record is from RefSeq and is a predicted model, not a curated record. The coding region runs from base 19 to 1596 and encodes 525 amino acids. Gene Ontology annotation, molecular function: transmembrane transporter activity. Gene Ontology annotation, biological process: transmembrane transport. NCBI's taxonomy places the organism in Eukaryota, Metazoa, Chordata, Aves, Passeriformes, Cinclidae. Gene Ontology annotation, cellular component: membrane. The transcript has 10 exons.
GCCACAGAGGCGCUCGCCAUGGCUGAGUUUGGAGAUCUUUUACGUGCUCUGGGGGAGUGUGGGCUCUAUCAGAAACUGCUGAUCCUGCUCGUCUCCCUCCCACUACUCCUCAAUCCUUUCCAAAUGGUUGGCCAAGUGUUCAUGGUUGUGGAAGUGCCUUACCACUGUGACACCAGCUGGAUCCGUGCCGUUGGCCCCAACCUGACAGAGGAAGAGCAGCUGAACCUCACCCUGCCCCGGGGCACGGACGGGCAGUUUGAGCAGUGCUCCAUGUACUCCCCGGUGGACUGGGACCUCGAUUCCAUCGUGGCCUACGGGCUGAAUGACACACAGAAGUGCAGCAAUGGCUGGGUGUACCCCUCGGGACAGCCACCAUCCCUGCUGACCGAGUUUGACCUGGUGUGUGACAGGGCGGUCCUGAAUGAUGUCUCCCAGUCCAUCUACAUGGCUGGACUUCUCAUAGGAGCCAUGCUCUUUGGGAUGCUAAGUGACAGGAUAGGCAGACGGCCAGUCUUUCUCAUCUGCAUACUCAUCCAGGGUGUGUUUGGCCUGGGAAUUGCCUUUGUGCCCCAUUUCUAUGUGUUCAUGGCCUUCAGGUGUGUCGUGGGAGCUGCAGUGUCAGGAAUUAUGAUUACAGUCGUAUCCCUGGUUACAGAAUGGGUUGGUGUCUCCUCCCGGCCAAAGGCAGUGCUGAUUGCUCACACGGCUUUUGCCAUGGGGCAGAUGAUGGUGGCUGGUUUGAGUUACGGGAUUCGUAACUGGAGGCUGCUGGAGAUUGCAGGAUCUGCUCCUAUAUUAGCCCUUUUCUUCUACAUCUGGGUGCUCCCAGAAUCAGCUCGCUGGCUGGUGACCAAAGGCAGAAUCGAGGAAGCCAAGAAGCUCCUGCAGAAGGCGGCAGCCACCAACAAGCGCAGCCUCCCUCCAGAGCUCCUGGAGCAGUUGGAGCCUGAGAAGGAGGUCAAGUCUGCAAGUUUCCUGGAUCUCUUUCGGAAGAGGCACCUCCAGAAGGUGACUUUAAUCAUGUCAUGUGUCUGGUUUGCAGACAGCAUUGUCUACUAUGGGCUAAGCCUCAGCGUGACAGAUUUUGGUCUGAACAUCUACCUGACACAGCUGGCCUUCGGGGCAGUGGAGCUUCCAGCUCGAAUUUCCUGCAUUUUCCUGCUGGAGUGGUUUGGGAGGAAGAAAGUGCAGGGCACUCUUCUGCUGCUGUCUGGCCUGUUGUGUCUCAUCCUCACUGGCAUCCCUGAAGAGCAGGCUGUGGCAAUCACCGUCCUGGCAGUCAUUGGCAAGUUCACAGCCACGGCAACUUUCUCCACCUCCUACGUCUACGCCGCUGAGCUCUUCCCCACCACUGUCAGGCAGACGGGUGUGGGGCUGUGCUCCACCAUGGCAAGGGUGGCCGGGAUCCUGGCCCCACUGAUCAUUCCCCUGGACCGGUACCACCGGGCCACCCCCAUGGCCAUCUUUGGGAGCAUCCCUGUGGUGGUGGCCCUGUUCUGCAUCCUGCUGCCCGAGACACGUGGCCUUGACCUGGCAGAUGACACAGGGAAUGACCAACUUCCCCCUGAGGAGCAGAAAAGUGAAGAGUGUCAUUAA